GCGCAUGCGCGGGGGCGGCCAUGGCGGCGGCGCUGGAGCACGAGAACCAGGUCUUCCUGGACCUCUUCCACCAGGACGGGCUGGUGGUGUGCGCGCGCGGGCUAGGCAUCGACCGCCUGCUGCUGCGCUUCCUCCGCCUGUACUGCGAGCCCACCAGCCUGGUGCUGGUGCUCAACACAAGCCCGGCCGAGGAGGAAUAUUUUAUUGAUCAGCUGAGGUCAGAUGGAGUUUCUCAUCUUCCCCAGCGCAUCACCAAUGAAAUUACGACCAAUAGUCGGUAUGAAGUUUAUACCCAAGGUGGUGUCCUCUUUGCAACAAGUCGAAUACUUGUGGUGGAUUUCCUGACUGACAGAAUUCCUUCAAGUCUUAUCACUGGCAUUUUGGUGUACAAAGCACAUAGAAUCAUUGAGUCAUGUCAAGAAGCAUUUAUCUUGCGACUCUAUCGCCAGAAGAACAAGCAGGGUUUCAUUAAAGCUUUCACAGACAAUGCCAUUGCUUUUAAUACUGGCUUUUGCCAAGUGGAAAGAGUGAUGAGAAAUCUUUUUGUACGGAAACUUUACUUAUGGCCCAGGUUUCACGUAGCAGUGAACUCGUUUUUAGAGAAGCAUAAACCUGAAGUAGUGGAAAUGCAUGUAUCUAUGACUCCUGCCAUGCGUGCCAUCCAGACUUCUAUACUGGACAUCCUGAACGUGUGUCUGAAAGAACUCAAACGCUACAAUCCAGCUCUUGAGGUGGAAGACUUGUCUUUGGAAAACGCUAUUGGAAAACCUUUUGACAAGACAAUCCGUCACUAUUUAGAUCCUCUUUGGCACCAGCUUGGAGCUAAGACCAAAUCUUUGGUUCAGGAUUUGAAGAUAUUACGUACUUUGCUGCAAUAUCUAACUCAGUAUGAUUGUGUCACCUUCCUUAAUCUUCUAGAGUCGUUGAAAGCAACUGAAAAGGCUUUUGGUCAGAAUUCAGGAUGGUUGUUUCUUGACUCUAGUACAUCAAUGUUUGUAAAUGCUCGAGCCAGAGUUUAUCACGUUCCCAGUGACAAAGUGAGUAAGAAGAACGAAGUAUCUGAAAAUAUCAGUAUGAAGAGAGAGAAAAGUGAACUAAAAAGGGAAUUGGUUCUAGAAAGUAACCCAAAAUGGGAGGCUUUAAGAGAAGUAUUGAAAGAGAUUGAAAAUGAGAACAAGAGCAGUGAAAGUCUUGGUGGACCAGGACAAGUGCUUAUUUGUGCCAAUGACGACCGAACUUGUGCACAACUCCGGGAGUACAUUAUUGGUGGAGCAGAAGCUUUUUUAAUGAGACUGUAUAACAAAACCUUUGGGAAGGAUGAGAAAACUGGAGAUGUGUGGAGUAAGGAUAGAAAAGCUGUCAAGUCCAAAGGAAAUGCCAAAUUGGACAAAGGGCCUCGGGCCAAAAAAGCCAGAAUAGAAGCUGCUUCAAAACAAAACAAAAACAAUAAAGAAAGAGACUUGAUUUUAAUCCAGACAAGGGAAAAAACAGAUGAGGAGAACAUAGGAGAUGAGGCAGAGGAUUAUAAAGACUUCAGCAGUAGCCAAGAAAGCAACAUGGAGGAAACCAAACCUGAAGAUUUCCAUGUGAACUUGCCUUCAGAUACUUACUAUGGUAUCUUUAGAACCCCCUUGACUAUUAUUCAUCCACUGCAGGGUUGUAGUGACCCUUAUGCUCUCACUCGGGUAUUGCAUGAAGUGGAACCACGAUAUGUUAUAUUAUAUGAUGCAGAACUAACUUUUGUUCGGCAGCUGGAAGUCUAUAAGGCAAGCAGGCCUGGGAAGCCCUUGAGGGUUUAUUUCCUUAUAUAUGGAGGUUCAACAGAAGAACAGCGCUAUCUCACUACUCUAAGGAAAGAAAAAGAAGCUUUUGAAAAACUCAUUCGAGAGAAGGCUAGCAUGGUUAUUCCUGAGGAAAGAGAAGGCAGAGAUGAAACAAACUUGGAUCUAAUCAGAGAUGCAGCUUCUGCAACUGUUUCUACUGACACACGCAAAGCAGGUGGACAGGAACAGAAGAGUAUUCAGCACAUUAUAAUAGUGGAUAUGCGAGAAUUUCGCAGUGAGCUUCCAUCUCUGAUUCAUCGUCGUGGCAUUGACAUUGAACCCGUUACUUUGGAAGUUGGAGAUUACAUUCUAACCCCUGAUAUCUGCAUAGAGCGGAAGAGUAUAAGUGAUUUGAUUGGUUCCUUAAAUAACGGAAGGCUCUACACUCAAUGCAUUUCUAUGUCACGUUAUUACAAGCGGCCGAUUCUUCUGAUUGAAUUUGACCCUAGCAAAUCUUUCUCUCUCACUUUGCGAGACUCUCUGCAGCAAGAGAUUUCUAGUAAUGACGUCACUUCCAAACUCACCCUUCUUACUCUUCAUUUCCCAAAACUACGUAUCUUGUGGUGUCCCUCUCCCCAUGCUACAGCUGAGCUCUUUGAGGAGUUGAAACAAAACCGGCCACAGCCUGAUGCAGCCACAGCAAUGGCCAUCACAGCAGAUUCUGAAAUUCUUCCAGAAUCGGACAAAUAUAAUCCUGGCCCACAGGACUUUCUCUUAAAAAUGCCAGGCGUUAAUGCAAAAAACUGUUCUAUCUUAAUGAACAAUGUUAAUAGCAUUGCAGAACUGGCAACACUGUCACAGGACAGACUCACAGAAAUUCUGGGCAAUGCUGUCAGUGCUAAGCAGCUGUAUGAUUUUAUUCACUUAUCCUAUGCAGAGGCCAUUUCUCAAGGCAAAACCAAAAAAUGAUUGAUGGGGUUGGCCAGCCCAGGCCAUGGUUACACUGUGUCUUGAACAGUAGUUUGGUAAAGAGUUUUAAAUACAUAUAUUUUUUUACCUUUUGGUGUAAUCAACUGUAUAGCCAAUGCUAAUCUACCAACUUUCACUGUUCCUGACAUUGCUGGAGGCAAAUUUCACGUACAAAAGACAGACUAGUGUAUCAUUGUAGUCCAUCCACAGUGCUUGUACCAACUCUGUAAUAGUAGAGAAUGAAGUAAAUGAACUUUGUUUUGGGGCCUACUGGAAUCAGAUGCUGUGAACGCUCAGUAUUCUCUUAAAAGGAAAACUGACUUCAGAGAUGUAUGAUGUUUUAUAUAAUGAAGAUGUGUUGAGUUUCUAAUGGGUGAAAUGUAUGUGCUGUUUUGCAUAUUAGAUUGUUUUGUUUUGGGGGUUACCUAAACCACCAUUUUUUUGUUGAUGUGACUUGUCUAAAUUAUAGGUAGUGGUGAAAAUGUUUAAAAUGUCCAUGCUUUUUCCAUGGAGUUUUAGGAGAAUCUACUAUAGAUAAAUUUUUAAUGUCACAGUUUACAAUAUAAAAAUGUGAUCAGCAUUCUUAUUUAUGGUCAGAAACUUAACUACAUAAAAACAGUAGCCAUUUCUCCAAGCUUGUGCUCGCACUGUACAUUUUGUGUAAUAUUUUCUUAUUUUACUGACAAAAAUGCAAACUGUUGUUUUUCCCUCUUGGUAACACUGCAGAACCAAUACAACUCUGGUGGUGUUGGUCGCUUCCAUACAAGUUCCAUAAUUCUAAAACUGAGACGCACAUUGUACAUUGGUACACUGCCACUUUACUUGGUCUGUCUCUUAGUUUAGAUUUAUGCUCCAAAAACAUUUUUGUUCCAGCUUUGAUACCUUCUGUUAAAGAUGAAAAUCUAAAUAUUAUAUUAUAGUAUUUGAUAAAUUGGGUGGUUUAGUUCUUUUCAUUGUACCCAAAGAUUUUUCCAUCAUACAUUCUACAACUUUUCCAAAGUAAAGUUUUAGAACAAAUUCACAGUUUUUGGGGGUGUUGCUUUUGUUUUGUGCAUUAUCAUCUAUAAUAUAUCCUAGUUUAUUUUGCACUUGAGUGCCUUGAAUUGCUAGUCUGAAUAAAUUCAGCACUGGUAUUUGCUUAUCUGAGAGCUGACUUUUAGCAUUUUAUGUAGUACAGAGUGGAGGAAGAAUUUAAUUUUUCUUUGUUAAUUUCUGUGUGUCAGUUGUAAAAGACAAAUAUUCUGUAUGGUACUUUCAAAUUACAACUGCUUAUCACAGUCUACUUUUACCACAGGGAUGAGUAGAAUUUCCAGUCAUUUAGCCUUUGUCCAUUAAUAGUUAACAUCUACACCAUCUUAACUAUGUACUAGUAUUAAAAGCAGUAUUUAUCUUAUCACUUCGUACUGUAGUACAGAAAAAAUAUAUUUGUGUUAUAUGGGUCUGAGAUCAGUUUGGGAUGAAUUUGUUCUCAGAAUUGCACAUGAUAAAAGUGAAGAGCAUACAUUUAUAACUAUGUGGCUUUGAAUGAUAAACUCUGAAUAAAUUGCACAAUGUAACUAAAUUAUUAAUAUUAAGAGGUAUUUCAAUUAAAUUGCCUUUUUUUUCUGUACUUUGAAUUUUAUAUGAAUUCAUACAGUCUUUCUCUGUUUUUCAGGAUAUAAUAUAAUAUAUAAUAUAAAUAAUUAUGGAUUUGUAACAUAAGAUUGGUUCCCAAUUGUGUUAAGUUCUGUACAAAUACCUCAGACGUGUCCUCUGACCUGAAAAUGAUAUUGUGAAAUUGUCCCACAAAUUAAAUGCUUUCAUUACAAAGAAA
This is a messenger RNA of Gavialis gangeticus (Gharial), 4545 nucleotides long. It is a transcript of the gene ERCC4, whose product is annotated as ERCC excision repair 4, endonuclease catalytic subunit. The record is from RefSeq and is a predicted model, not a curated record. The coding region runs from base 21 to 2732 and encodes 903 amino acids. Gene Ontology annotation, molecular function: damaged DNA binding; single-stranded DNA endonuclease activity; single-stranded DNA binding. Gene Ontology annotation, cellular component: nucleotide-excision repair factor 1 complex. The transcript is spliced from 11 exons. Lineage: Eukaryota; Metazoa; Chordata; Crocodylia; Gavialidae. Gene Ontology annotation, biological process: resolution of meiotic recombination intermediates; double-strand break repair via homologous recombination; nucleotide-excision repair involved in interstrand cross-link repair.